CCUUCGUCUCGUAACGCUUGAAGUAAUCAUCUUCCCAGAGCACCUCAUUGCAGGGUUUUCACAUUCCAGAGACUACCAUGAAAUAUCUUCCACCCGAAAUACUUCUCAAAAUUGCAUUAUGCCUCAUCGAAAACCCCUGUUGGGAAUUUGAUGUAGGGCGACUUAUCCCGAAUACUUCGCUUGCUUCAUACGCAACCGUCUCUCGCUUGUGGCAGAGCAUCGUGGAGACGAUCACAUUCCGCUACUUGGUGUUGAGUCCAACAAAGAUUGCUGCUCCUGAAGCCAACAGCUGCCUCGUGCCAACCCGCCUUGGCCAUCUCCGCUACAUCUGGUUCGAAUUCGAAUUUCCCGCCCAUGACCUCGAUGUGUCGACGAAUCCGGAGGAAGAUUAUGACGACCAGUUUGUCUUUACCAGAAGCGUCAGACAGUUCUUCGGCAUUCUUGCGCAAAUUCCGCCUCGCCCAAAACCCUCCGUCUCACUGGAAUUCUUCAUAUCACCUCCGAUGAAGUACUUGAUUCCCUGGAACUCAGUGGACAGAGUGGCAGAAGCGACCAAGGUCGCUAUGGGCGAAGUCGGCACGACGUAUCUCGAGCUGGACUCACAUUGGGACCAGGGCAUCCCAGACUUACCUGCGAUCGCCUAUUUUCGAGCGGACUUGGAUUCGCGAAGUCUUGUUUUCGCACCAUCCUCGAUCAACUUAAUAACUAGCAAGAUAACGCGAUUGAAAAAGGUGGAGUGGUGGCUCAGCGAUGCUGAGAAGGUAGAUGCCAACGUACGCAUACACCAAAGAACGAUGUUUGCGCACACCUUAGACAAACUACCAAAGUCGCUGGAAGCCUUCAGGCUCGAAUAUGUCCGGGAACCCCCGAGGGAUAGAUACUUCCAGGCUCCCAGCAUUGUACCUUCUGAUGCUCCAGGCGACAUUCUAAGCCAAGCAUUUUACAAGUUCUCCCAAAGAGAAGGUCUUAAGGAGUUUUUCCUUAACGCUAGCGUCGACUGGACAAUCCUCUGGCCGCGGUCGCAGCAGCCUAACGACAACGCGCAUUGGCCCACCUUGACACUGUUCCAUAUUGAACUGAACGACGUGUUACCGACAGGCCAGUGGAUUGAAGUUCGAGACCACAACGAAUAUUUCGAAUCGCGAAGUGAUGACGAUGAUCCACGGUGGAGUAGCGAGAUUCCAGGUGAGGAGCACGAAAGAACAUUCCCAUCAACAUUUGACCAGGGCGUCAUGAAUCAGUUCGCCCUGGCUGCGGGUCGCCGUGCGAGCCAUAUGCCGAAUAUAAAGGAGUUCUACGUCUUUCAUCACGGAAAAGCGCCUAUGGGCAUCGGGUUCGUCACACGCACCCUCAAGACCCCUUGCCUGGAGUUUUCGGGACAGGGAGGUGCAGGACCGUCGAGGGCGCUGGAACCGAACGACGAGACUCUCGACGUUUGGCACGACGCGGUCAGAGUGCAUGGCUUGGAGUGGAAGGUAGACGUUGUGGGUGACGGCCACGCAAACCUUUUCCACUAGGUUAGGAAUAUAGACCGAAGGUGAGUGGCACACCUCACGCGUGAUACAACGCUAUGGGAAGAAGCUAUAACAGUCGGAAAGGGCGGAGAAAAUGAGGGGAUGAUGAGAAGGGGUUAUAUUUAGUGAAUCUUUCAUAUCAAUCUAGGAGGAGCCAUUUUCAGUUAUUCCUAAAAACUAGGG
This is a messenger RNA of Ilyonectria robusta, 1697 nucleotides long. RefSeq lists its product as uncharacterized. Lineage: Eukaryota; Fungi; Ascomycota; Sordariomycetes; Hypocreales; Nectriaceae. The record is from RefSeq and is a predicted model, not a curated record. The transcript has 2 exons. The coding region runs from base 78 to 1517 and encodes 479 amino acids.